CACACUGUUCUUUUUCUCUCUCUCUAUAAUAAGUAAAUGAACUAUCAACACAAGUUCUAUACUCUCCAAAGGAGGAGGGAGUAAUCACUAAUCAAGAAUCAUCAUACUUUCUCUGUUUUCAUAAAAAUGGCUUCUUUAGUUUCAUCUCCCUUCACAUUACCCAAAUCAAAACCAGAUCAAAUUUCAUCAAUAACCCAAAAACAUUACUUCCUCCAUUCAUUCCUUCAAAAGAAACCCACAAAAACCCGGUUCAGAUUCAAAUGCGCCGCUGUCGGUAACGGUCUGUUCACCCAAACCACUCAAGAAGUCCGGCGAAUCGUACCCAACAAAAUCCAAGGUCGUCCAACGGUCAAAAUCGUGUAUGUCGUUCUAGAAGCUCAAUACCAAUCUGCACUGACAGAAGCUGUUCAAACACUCAACAAAGAUGAAACCUUUGCUCAAUUCGAAGUGGUGGGUUAUCUUGUUGAAGAGCUUAGAGACAAAAUUAAUUACGAAAGUUUCUGUAAAGAUCUUGAAGAUGCUAAUAUCUUCAUUGGGUCUUUGAUUUUUGUUGAAGAACUUGCUGUGAAGAUCAAGAAUGCUGUUGAGAAAGAAAGGGAUAGACUUGAUGCUGUUUUGGUUUUCCCUUCAAUGCCUGAGGUUAUGAGAUUAAACAAAUUAGGUUCUUUUAGUAUGUCUCAAUUGGGUCAAUCAAAAAGCCCUUUUUUUCAACUUUUCAAGAAGAAAAAACAAUCUGCUGGAUUUGCUGAUAGUAUGCUUAAGCUUGUUAGAACAUUACCCAAAGUUUUGAAAUACUUACCAAGUGAUAAAGCUCAAGAUGCCCGUCUUUACAUUCUAAGUUUACAAUUCUGGCUAGGUGGUUCCCCUGAUAAUCUAGUCAAUUUCUUGAAAAUGCUCUCCGGAUCAUACAUUCCUGAGUUGAAAUCGAUCAAAAUUGGUUAUUCCGACCCUGUUUUGUAUCUAGACACUGGAAUUUGGCACCCUUUAGCUCCAUGUAUGUUCGAUGAUGUAAAAGAGUAUCUGAAUUGGUACGGCACAAGAAGAGAUACAAGUGAGAAAUUGAAAAGGAAUGAUUCUCCAGUGAUCGGGCUUGUUCUUCAAAGAAGUCAUAUUGUAACCGGAGAUGAGAGUCAUUAUGUGGCAGUCAUAAUGGAAUUGGAAGCUAAAGGUGCGAAAGUGAUACCAAUUUUCGCGGGGGGGUUAGAUUUUUCAGGGCCGGUUGAACGUUAUUUCAUCGAUCCGGUUACUAAGAAAUCGUUUGUGAAUUCGGUUAUUUCGUUAACUGGUUUUGCACUUGUGGGUGGACCGGCUAGACAAGAUCAUCCUAAGGCAAUUGAAAGUUUAAUGAAACUUGAUGUUCCUUAUAUUGUUGCUUUGCCUUUGGUUUUUCAAACUACUGAAGAAUGGUUGAAUAGUACUUUGGGUCUUCAUCCAAUUCAAGUGGCUUUACAAGUUGCAUUGCCGGAAUUGGAUGGUGGAAUGGAACCUAUUGUUUUCGCAGGACGUGAUCCUAGAUCAGGGAAAUCACAUGCUCUUCAUAAAAGGGUGGAACAACUUUGUACUAGGGCUAUUAGAUGGGCUGAAUUGAAAAGGAAAACUAAGAUGGACAAGAGGCUUGCUAUAACUGUUUUCAGCUUCCCGCCAGACAAAGGAAACGUCGGAACAGCAGCAUACUUAAACGUCUUCUCCUCCAUUUACUCGGUUCUCAAGGACCUCAAACAGGACGGUUACAACGUCGAAGGGCUGCCCGAAUCAUCCGAAGAACUAAUCGAAGAAAUCAUUCACGACAAGGAAGCACAAUUCAACAGCCCGAAUCUAAACGUGGCAUACAAAAUGGGAGUUCGAGAAUACCAAUCGCUAACGCCUUACUCCAAUUUACUCGAAGAAAAUUGGGGUAAACCACCCGGAAACUUAAACUCCGAUGGAGAAAACCUAUUGGUUUAUGGCAAACAAUAUGGUAACAUCUUCAUCGGAGUUCAACCAACAUUCGGCUACGAAGGCGAUCCAAUGAGACUCCUGUUCUCAAAAUCGGCUAGCCCCCAUCACGGUUUCGCAGCGUAUUAUUCCUUCGUGGAGAAAGUAUUCAAAGCCGACGCGGUUCUUCAUUUCGGAACACACGGUUCUUUGGAAUUCAUGCCCGGAAAACAAGUGGGAAUGAGCGACGUUUGUUACCCCGACAGCUUAAUCGGAAACAUCCCCAAUAUUUAUUACUAUGCCGCUAACAAUCCAUCAGAAGCCACCGUGGCGAAACGCCGGAGCUAUGCGAAUACGAUAAGCUACUUAACUCCCCCUGCUGAAAACGCAGGAUUAUACAAAGGACUUAAACAAUUGGGCGAAUUAAUCGCGUCUUACCAAUCGCUAAAGGAUACUGGUCGCGGAAAUCAAAUCGUGAGUUCGAUUAUAAGCACGGCGAGACAAUGCAAUCUCGAUAAGGACGUUGAUUUACCUGAAGAAGGACAGGAAUUAUCAGUUAAAGAACGCGAUCUCGUCGUCGGGAAAGUUUACUCGAAGAUCAUGGAAAUUGAAUCGCGGUUAUUACCAUGCGGGCUUCAUAUAAUCGGCGAACCUCCGACCGCGUUGGAAGCUGUCGCGACCCUUGUUAAUAUCGCGGCGUUGGACCGACCGGAAGAAGGGAUUUCGGCGCUUCCUUCUAUAUUAGCGAACACGGUCGGGCGCGAUAUAGAAGAUUUAUACCGCGGGAGUAACAAGGGUGUAUUGAAAGACGUCGAAUUAUUAAAACAAAUAACCGAUACCGCGCGAGGUGCGGUUUCGGCUUUUGUCGAAAAAACAACCAACAGUAACGGUCAAGUGGUUGAUGUGGCGGGAAAACUCUCUUCAAUAUUGGGGUUCGGGUUGAAUGAACCAUGGGUGGAGCAUUUAUCGGGUACGAAAUUUGCUCGGGCCGACCGAGAAAAGCUUCGGGUUUUAUUCGGGUAUUUGGGUGAAUGUUUGAAACUUAUAGUGGCAGAUAAUGAAUUGGGUAGUUUGAAACAAGCUUUGGAAGGGAAAUAUGUUGAACCGGGUCCGGGUGGGGAUCCGAUUAGGAAUCCUAAGGUUUUACCGACGGGUAAGAAUAUCCAUGCGCUUGACCCGCAAUCGAUUCCUACUGCCGCGGCAAUGCAGAGUGCUAAGGUUGUUGUCGAGCGGUUACUCGAGAGACAAAAGGUCGAUAACGGCGGUAAUUACCCGGAAACGGUUGCUCUUGUUUUGUGGGGGACGGAUAAUAUUAAAACUUAUGGGGAAUCGUUGGCUCAAGUUUUAUGGAUGAUCGGAGUUGAACCCAUAUCCGAUGCUUUUGGACGGGUCAACCGGGUUGAACCGGUUAGUGUUGAAGAACUUGGGAGGCCGAGGAUUGAUGUUGUUGUUAAUUGUUCGGGAGUUUUUCGUGACCUCUUCAUUAAUCAGAUGAAUCUCCUCGACCGGGCAAUAAAAAUGGUAGCCGAAUUAGACGAGCCAGACGAACAAAACUACGUUCGUAAACACGCACAAGAACAAGCCCGAACACUCGGAGUCGACGUAAGAGAAGCCGCAACAAGAGUCUUUUCAAAUGCAUCCGGUUCAUAUUCAUCCAACGUUAAUCUUGCAGUCGAGAAUUCAUCAUGGAACGACGAAAAACAAUUACAAGACAUGUAUCUAAGUCGAAAAUCAUUCGCAUUCGACAGCGACGCUCCAGGAGCCGGCAUGACAGAAAAACGACAAGUCUUCGAAAUGGCACUAAGCACAGCCGACGCAACUUUCCAAAACCUCGACUCCUCGGAAAUCUCCCUAACCGACGUCAGCCACUACUUCGAUUCCGACCCGACAAACCUUGUACAGAAUUUAAGGAAAGACGGGAAGAAACCUAGCGCCUACAUUGCCGACACGACCACAGCCAAUGCUCAAGUUCGUACGCUUUCGGAAACUGUUCGUUUGGAUGCGAGAACGAAGCUUUUGAAUCCUAAAUGGUACGAGGGAAUGUUAUCGACAGGGUAUGAAGGUGUUCGUGAAAUUGAGAAGAGGUUGACGAAUACGGUCGGGUGGAGUGCGACUUCGGGUCAAGUUGAUAAUUGGGUUUAUGAAGAGGCGAACACGACAUUUAUUAAGGAUGAAGAGAUGCUUAAGAGGUUGAUGAAUUCUAAUCCUAAUUCGUUUAGGAAGUUGAUUCAAACAUUCUUGGAGGCUAAUGGUCGAGGUUAUUGGGAUACGUCGGAGGAGAAUGUCGAUAAAUUGAGACAACUUUAUUCGGAAGUUGAGGAUAAGAUUGAAGGGGUUGAUCGUUAAGGUUUUGGAGACGGAAUUUGGGGAGUGUUUGUUCAUAAUCAAUUUGAUAACCACUUUUCUAUGUUAAUUUGUAAUUUAUUUCAAUAAUUUGGGACUUUAUGUAUUAUGGAGAUAUUAUUAUCAUGACAUAUAAAGCUUAUUGAGUUUCCUUA
Messenger RNA from Impatiens glandulifera, 4412 nucleotides. Its product is annotated as magnesium-chelatase subunit ChlH, chloroplastic. The transcript has 4 exons. Gene Ontology annotation, molecular function: magnesium chelatase activity. Gene Ontology annotation, cellular component: chloroplast. The coding region runs from base 127 to 4260 and encodes 1377 amino acids. Gene Ontology annotation, biological process: chlorophyll biosynthetic process. NCBI's taxonomy places the organism in Eukaryota, Viridiplantae, Streptophyta, Magnoliopsida, Ericales, Balsaminaceae. The record is from RefSeq and is a predicted model, not a curated record.